AUGGUUGAACAGAAGGAGAAGAAGAGGAAAACAGUUGGAGAAGUACCUGCUAAGCAGAAGCAACGAGGUCCAGGUAUUGUAAUUUCUGAACCUGACUAUGAUUUUGUUUUUAAUUCAAAGAAUGUAUCAGUAGAAGCUAACCCAGAAAUUCAACCAGAAAAAGCCCCUGCUAAACCACCUCCAACCACUAAAGUUCUCACCCCUUCUCCUUCACCCAAGUCUAAAGGCACUACGCCUAUUCUUGAUUAUGUACCCCUAGCUUCUGAACCUAUAUUUGAAGCCCCACCCCUUAACACCAUCAUUCCUCCUCACGCAAACAUAUCCAUUUCUCAACCUCCUCCACAUCUCAACUACACCCUUGUAAACAAUGCUGAGCUCUUCCCUUUCACACCUUCAUCUCCUGAACCAUCUAAUUCUGAUUCUUUCACCCGUCUCAUGAAACUAUAUCCCCGUAAACCUAAACCAACUCCUGAUGUUGUGGUUUUAGACUCAGAUCAUGAGGCUGAAUCCUCUCAACCACCCUCUCAAACACCCUCUUCUGAAACAGAAUUUGUUUUGGAUAGAGUUCCUCAAGCUUAUGCUCUAUCUUACCCAGAUAAGCAAAUCUCCUCUCUCCAUCUUCAAAUACCUAACCCUCCUCCCAGAACAUCACCGCCUAGACCUUCUGUUGAUACACUUUUUGAAUUAUUAACUCUUAAGGUUAGAAUAGGUUUAGAUGCUCUGAAGGUUGCACAUGAUGCCAAAUUGGAUCAUGUUGCUGCUGGCAAGAUCUGGAGAAUCGUUAGAAGGGAGAUUUAG
Vicia villosa (hairy vetch) is the source of this 798-nucleotide messenger RNA. RefSeq names its product extensin-like. Bases 1 to 798 code for a protein of 265 amino acids. The record is from RefSeq and is a predicted model, not a curated record. The transcript has a single exon. NCBI's taxonomy places the organism in Eukaryota, Viridiplantae, Streptophyta, Magnoliopsida, Fabales, Fabaceae.